This is a messenger RNA of Anopheles bellator, 279 nucleotides long. Its product is annotated as retinin-like. The annotation marks the transcript as partial. The record is from RefSeq and is a predicted model, not a curated record. NCBI's taxonomy places the organism in Eukaryota, Metazoa, Arthropoda, Insecta, Diptera, Culicidae. The transcript is spliced from 2 exons.
UCCAGUGAUCAACACAGACCUCUCGUAAACAAACAAUCAAUCAAAAUGUUCCGUCUGGUGGUGUUGUCCGCUCUUCUCGCCGUUGCCGCUGCCGCCCCGGGAGCCACGCUGGUCCACUCGGCCCCGCUGGCGUACUCCGUCGCUGCCCCGGCCGUCCUGGCCCACAAGGAGAUCUCGUACCAGAAGAGCAUCGUCGAGGAGCCGACGUUGGCGCAUGUUGGAACCGUCCUCAAGCACGUCCCAACAGGAGUUACGCACACGAGCUCGGCCGUGGUUCAC